Chara braunii is the source of this 1536-nucleotide messenger RNA. NCBI's taxonomy places the organism in Eukaryota, Viridiplantae, Streptophyta, Charophyceae, Charales, Characeae. The record is from the annotation of a GenBank genome assembly.
ACGAUUUGCUAGCGAAGUGGUAAGGAAGACUUGCAACCCGACACGAUAGGACAGGAAGGAUCAGAACUGUGGCUGCGAGGAUGGGCGACCGCAAAUACCGCGAGUUGAGUCGUGAUUAUCGAGAGAACAAUGAACGAGGACGUGAUAGUAGACGCGAUGAUGCAUGGCUAAGACAUCGGGGGCGAAGCCAAGACGACUACCGGCAUGACCGGAGCGAGCGAUCGUAUGGGAGCGGGGACUAUGGACGUCGUGGUCCACCGACCUGCUAUAACUUCGGGGAGGUGGGACACUAUAAAAACCAAUGUUGGAAGCGCAGCGAAGAGGCGGUCUCGAAGGGAGGCGCGAGUACAUCAAGUGUACCAAGGCCGGUAACGCAAGUCGAUGACGAGGUCAAAAAGACAGUGGAAGGACAUGCUAGCUCGGUUGCAUGCUUCAAGGAAUACAUCGACAARGAAAACAUGAAGAAAGAGAAUAAGGAGAGGAAGAAAAGGGAGAAGGAGGAACGUGCUCGCAAGGAAGAAGAGGAAUGGAUGGCGAAGGAGGCUGAGCGGGCAGCAAAAGAGGAACGAGCGGCGCAGAAGAUGGCCAAGAAGAAGAAGGAGGAGGAAGAGAAACUGGAGUUUACGAAAUCAGUGAGGAUGCAUGUCGCUAUGUGCAUGGGAGGACUUCAAGAGCAGGUGCAAGACCAAAUGCGGAGGAACAUGGAGGAAUUCCAAAGGAUCCUGAAAGGCAAGCAGGUUGUGUCUCCUUCAGGAUCAGUUGGAUCACAUACCAGCGACCGGGUGGCGAGCGAAGUCGAAGAACUUAGCCACAAGGCAGAAAGGCUGGUGAUAACUGAGAAGAGGAAGCGUAGCCAUGACGGACCAGUUGGGAAUAGUCCACCUGUCACGCAAACACCGAAGAAGACUCCUAGAAAAACGGGAGUGAAACCCGUUAAGCUUGCCACGAAACUCCAAGCGACUGUCGGAAGGACAGCGAAGAAGACCACGACGCAAGUCGAGACCAAGAAAACACCGACAAGAUACACACCAAAGAAGGACACACCGAAGACCAAGAUCGCAGCGAAGAUGGGAUCAGCAGGGCGAGUCAAGUUCAUUGGGGAGAACAUGCGGGAGCUAGCCGAGUACCAUGCCGACGAUCUGAAGAAGGUGUGUAGGCGCGACGAUGUGGAGUACGGGAAUAAAGUGACGGCAAUGAUUAACAUCGUGGAAAAGUGAGCGGAGGAAGCAUAUGGCGAGCCCGAGACUGUUGGAGAAGGGAACGAGGAAGACGUGUCCAACACCAAACAGAGUACCGAUGAUGCAAGUGAUACCGGCGACGAUGACUGAACUGACUUGGAUGGACCGGGACUGUGGGGACUAUGUCACUGGCUCAUUAACCAUCGUAAGUAGUCGAAGUAUGAUAGGAAGAUCGAAUGUUGUUACCGAGUUGUUGUUGUCCUCUUAGGAAUCACGGGGAAGAUUAGAUGGUUGGCCAAAUUUACGACAUCAYGGCUGCAACUUUUUAAGAGGCAUGGAAUCAAGUUUCUCGACAAAC